UGGGCGAGCGGAGCUCCGCGCAGCCGAGCCGCAGCCUCUGCUCGCCGGCUGCGGGAGGGCUCCUGCCUCCCACACUCUGCCCGGCCCCGGCGGUGAAGACAAGGGGGUGGGAGGGGGAAGACACCCCAUUGUUGCCGCGCAUCCACCAAGGGAACUUGCCCAACUUUCUCCAUCCCUGACACCCAGCCUCACUGCUAUGGCCCCCACCAAUUCCUCCCGCAACUUCUCCGCGCCGGAGGCUCGGAACGGCUCAGUAGCAGAGAAGUCAGCACCGUACACCAACGUCAUAAUGCCCAGUCUCUUCAGCAUCAUCUGUUUCCUGGGCAUUGUCGGAAACCUCAUUGUCAUCUACACUAUUGUCAAGAAGAAGAAGCUGAGAUGCAAACAGACUGUGCCCGACAUUUUCAUCUUCAACCUCUCCAUUGUGGACCUCCUCUUCCUCUUGGGCAUGCCUUUCCUCAUCCACCAGCUCCUAGGCAAUGGCUCCUGGUACUUUGGAGCUCCCCUAUGCACCAUCAUCACUGCCCUGGACACCAACAGUCAGAUCACCAGCACCAACAUCCUUACAGUGAUGACACUGGACCGUUACCUGGCGACUGUCUAUCCUCUAAAAUCUACCUACGUCCGGACCCCAUGUGUUGCAGCUCUAGUUAUCUGCUUGGUGUGGCUCCUCUCCUUCCUGACCAUCAUUCCUGUCUGGAUGUAUGCAGGUCUUAUGCCUCUGGAGGAUGGGACUGUCCGCUGUGCUCUCUUGCUUCCCAACCCAGAGACUGAUAUCUAUUGGUUCACCCUUUAUCAGUUCAUGCUGGCAUUCGCUGUGCCAUUGAUUGUGAUCUGUGUGGUCUAUUUUAAGAUUCUCCAGCACAUGGCCACCACUGUUGUCCCAUUGCCCCAAAGGAGCCUCCAGGUACGUACCAAGAAAGUCACCCGCAUGGCAGUUGCCAUCUGCUCUGCCUUUUUUAUUUGUUGGGCUCCCUUUUACAUCCUCCAACUGGUUCACCUUGGCAUUGACACACCAUCCAUGGCUUUCUUCUAUGCCUACAACUUUGCCAUUAGCUUGGGCUAUGCCAACAGUUGCCUCAACCCCUUCCUUUACAUUGCCCUCAGCGAGACCUUCAAGCGCCAGUUCUUAGUGGCCAUCCGCCCUGCCAAAGAGCCAUGUCGCAACAGCAGCUCUGUCAAUAACAACAGCACGACAGAGGCUAGUGUAUGUCUAAAACUGGCACCAGAAUCCACCCAGCAGACUCAGUUUCUGGAGGACUUUUCCCCACGUUCACUACCUGUGGCUGUUCACUAGGGUACUCUGAAGUGACCACAGCAAAAAGCCUUCAGAUCUAUAAAUCAACGGAGAAGCAGCUGCUUCAGGCAAUUCUUGGUGAAGCACAUGAACCACAAGCUUCCACCUCCAAGAAUCCAGGUGCCUCCCUUCCCAUUGCAGGGCUCUGCUCCUACGCUGCCCUUGGCCUACGAGAUACUGCGCACUGCUGCUUCCUUCCACUCCUGCACAAGAGGACUCUAUCACACAAGACACUGACCCCCACAAAAGGAUGGAUGGCAAAGGGAGAAAGGACACAGAGGACUUCAGGGGGGAAUGUUCACCCUGGAAGAGUAAAGCCUCUAUCAACAACACUGCCUAAUAAUUCCCCGUCUCUUGGCCGGACCAGGAUUCCUAAGCAGCAUGCUAAUAUAGACCUUCUUCAUUCAAGAUUUGAACCUCUGAAAGACAGUGUCAUAUAUUUAUUUUUGGUAAGAAAUCUGAGCUGCAAACUCUGAUGGCUGUGCUCAUAUCCCAGAAGCAAACAGCAGAGAAAGGUCUUGGGGCCACAAGUCUCACCUAGAUCUGACGCUUGGCCUUUUGGUCCAGCCCCAUGUGCCUCCAGUAGGCUGUAUGGUUUGGCAAGCAAAAUAUUUUCAAGAACUGGCUAAUUUUGAUGCUAAUCCUAAAUAUUUCAAGCAAAAUCAGGCAGAUAACAACUGCACUGCUUCAAGGGACUGCAAACAAUUCUCAAAACUACUGCUGCUAACACCAGCUUUGUGGCUUUUCAUGCCAAUGAGCUGAUUUUCACACUGCUUGUUCCUCAUGCUGCUUGUUCCUUGCAGUCUGCACGGCCAUUGGGGAACCCCGGGCAGAGGGUUUUAAACAGGACUAAAAAACAAUAUGCAGAGAUCCGUGGAGCGAGAAGAUGUGAAAAGGCAGCUCAGAGGAAUCAGAGUUGCUUAUGCAGCUUCCUCAAAAUAACAAACGCUUUACAAAGUUAAAAGAGAAAAAAUUAAAUGUCUGUGGCUUGUACGUGCGGCUUUAACAGUCACAGAUUAGGAAGCAAAAUUUGCUCAUUACAAAGAGUAGAGAAAAGACAGCACAGAUCAGCUAAAUGCGGGGGAUUACACUGAUAGCCUGUGCAGGGCUCCCAGGGGACCGUGCAGGCAUUGUUCAACACUUUGUCAAACAUGGAGGAGCCGGUUACUGUAGAUGAAUUUAAUAUAAAGAGGAAUUAAAGGCAUCAAAACAGCACAAAAGAAUUUGUUACCGCGCUUACGGUUUCGUGCCACCAGCCACCCACGAUAAACCCAGAAUAGAAAUUCACCCUUACACGACUACACACCAAAACUGUGUCACCUGCACAGGACUUCCCAAGCCACAGGCACACUUACAGGCACACCUAAAGCUCACACACACACCACAGUCAGGGCUGUUUUUAAGUACAGCCAAUACUUCAGCCUACACUCUGCAGGGAACACACAGCCAUUCACUCACCUCCGGCGAUCAAAGCAGGCUGGUGCGCAACACCAGCACUUUUGACAUCAUCAGUUGCAGCGUGUUGCUUUUCGAGUCAUUGAAUUGACCUCGUAACAGGGGCUCUCUGUAUUUUCAUUCUGCCAACCUGCACCCACCGCGACAGCACAUCCACACCACGGCUGCACUGGAUCUUGUCGGGUUUUUUGCCUGCGUUUCCCUGGGCAGUAGAGCCAGACAGACACAUAUGGAACUUUCAAGCUUUAUGACUUUAAAAAAAAACAAAAAACAACUUUGCCCCACUUUAACUGCCAGGAGUUUUUCACCUGUGCUGGUUUUCACGGAGCUGCUUUGCUCUUUGGUCCGUACUCUCCCCAAAGGGCUCGUGACCGAAGGUCGAGGAAGACCUGUGUCUGUGCCAAGCCAGACUUGCUCUCAUGACAAGGGAAGCUAUUGUGUUGCCUUUCUCCCAUAAGGAAGUUAAGGGGAGGACUGGCACACGCUUUCCUGUGAAAGCAGGUGGUAAUGGCUGGGUGGGAUUUUUUCCUCCUUUAAUAGCAGCAAUGAGGAAAGUAUGAGAGAAGUGAAAACAGGCUGAAUUGUCAGGGUGCUCAGAGAGCAGCCCAUUGAAGAUGUUAUCUUGCUUACAGUAAAGGUGUUUAUGGUUGAA
Messenger RNA from Calidris pugnax (ruff), 3404 nucleotides. Its product is annotated as melanin-concentrating hormone receptor 1-like. The transcript is spliced from 2 exons. Gene Ontology annotation, biological process: neuropeptide signaling pathway. The coding region runs from base 197 to 1297 and encodes 366 amino acids. Gene Ontology annotation, cellular component: neuron projection; membrane. Lineage: Eukaryota; Metazoa; Chordata; Aves; Charadriiformes; Scolopacidae. The record is from RefSeq and is a predicted model, not a curated record. Gene Ontology annotation, molecular function: melanin-concentrating hormone receptor activity; neuropeptide binding.